This is a messenger RNA of Castor canadensis (American beaver), 4710 nucleotides long. It is a transcript of the gene Dyrk2, whose product is annotated as dual specificity tyrosine phosphorylation regulated kinase 2. The record is from RefSeq and is a predicted model, not a curated record. Gene Ontology annotation, biological process: peptidyl-threonine phosphorylation; peptidyl-serine phosphorylation. Gene Ontology annotation, molecular function: protein serine/threonine/tyrosine kinase activity; ATP binding; protein serine/threonine kinase activity. Lineage: Eukaryota; Metazoa; Chordata; Mammalia; Rodentia; Castoridae. Gene Ontology annotation, cellular component: cytoplasm; nucleus; cytoskeleton.
UGUGUGCGCGGGGGCGCGCGCGCGCGAGCCCGGGAGGAGGCUCCGGGACGAGUCGGUCCUUGCGGCGCUGCCCGCUCCCCGCGCCUCUAUGUGAGGGACUCGGGGAAGCCAGCGGCGCGCAGGGGAGGGCGAGGCAUGUGCACGGGCCGGGGGGUGCUGCAGCCGCCCGAGGAAGAGGAGGACGGCGGCGGCGAGGAGGAGAGCGGGGGGCUCGCGGCGGCGGGCCCGGGCCGAGGGGAUGCAGCGGACUGUGUGUGUCUGGCUAUAGCUGACGCGAGGCGGCGAGGAGGCGCCGGAGACCCGCGUGAGAGGCGACCAGGAGGCGGUGGCGGUGCCGGCCGCGAGAAGUAGCAACAGGACCGGCGGCGGAGACGGCAGCCCUGAAAUGCAUUUUCCUCUCCAGCGGCCAUGUUAACCAGGAAACCUUCGGCCGCCGCUCCCGCCGCCUACCCAACCGGCCGAGGAGGGGACAGCACCGUUCGCCAGUUCCAGGCUUCCCCAGGGCUGGCCGCCGGGCUCCCCCGGAGCGGAGUGGGGACCGGGCCGCCCUCCCCCAUCGCCCUGCCGCCUCUCCGGGCCAACAACGCAGCCACCGCAGCCCACACGAUUGGCGGCAGUAAGCACACAAUGAAUGAUCACCUGCAUGUCAGCAGCCAUAGCCACGGACAGAUCCAGGUUCAGCAGCUGUUUGAGGAUAACAGUAACAAGCGGACAGUGCUCACAACACAACCAAAUGGGCUUACCACAGUGGGCAAGACAGGCUUACCAGUGGUGUCAGAGCGGCAGCUGGAGGGCAUUCACAGACGGCAGGGUAGCUCCACCUCUCUGAAGUCCAUGGAAGGCAUGGGGAAGGUGAAAGCCACCCCCAUGACACCUGAACAAGCAAUGAAGCAAUACAUGCAAAAACUAACGGCCUUUGAACACCAUGAGAUUUUCAGCUACCCUGAAAUAUAUUUCUUGGGUCCAAAUGCAAAGAAGCGGCAGGGCAUGACAGGUGGACCCAACAAUGGUGGCUAUGAUGAUGACCAGGGAUCUUAUGUGCAGGUGCCCCACGAUCAUGUGGCUUACAGGUACGAGGUCCUCAAGGUCAUUGGGAAGGGGAGCUUUGGGCAGGUGGUCAAGGCCUAUGACCACAAAGUCCACCAGCAUGUGGCCCUGAAGAUGGUGCGGAAUGAGAAGCGCUUCCACCGGCAGGCAGCAGAGGAGAUCCGAAUCCUAGAACACCUGAGGAAGCAGGACAAGGAUAAUACCAUGAACGUCAUCCACAUGCUGGAGAAUUUCACCUUCCGCAACCACAUCUGCAUGACGUUUGAGCUGCUGAGCAUGAACCUCUAUGAGCUCAUCAAGAAGAAUAAAUUCCAGGGCUUCAGCCUGCCUUUGGUCCGCAAGUUUGCCCACUCAAUUUUGCAGUGCUUGGAUGCUUUGCACAAAAACAGAAUAAUUCACUGUGACCUUAAGCCCGAGAACAUUUUGUUAAAGCAGCAGGGUAGAAGCAGUAUUAAAGUGAUUGACUUUGGCUCCAGUUGUUAUGAGCAUCAGCGUGUCUACACGUACAUCCAGUCGCGCUUUUACCGGGCUCCGGAAGUGAUCCUUGGGGCAAGGUAUGGCAUGCCCAUUGAUAUGUGGAGCCUGGGCUGCAUUUUAGCAGAGCUCCUGACGGGUUAUCCCCUCUUGCCUGGGGAGGAUGAAGGGGACCAGCUGGCCUGUAUGAUUGAACUUUUGGGCAUGCCCUCCCAGAAACUGUUGGAUGCAUCCAAACGAGCCAAAAAUUUUGUGAGCUCCAAGGGUUAUCCCCGUUACUGCACUGUCACGACUCUUUCAGAUGGCUCUGUGGUCCUCAACGGAGGCCGUUCCCGGAGGGGGAAACUGAGAGGCCCACCAGAGAGCAGAGAGUGGGGGAACGCACUGAAGGGAUGUGAUGAUCCUCUUUUCCUUGACUUCUUAAAACAGUGUUUAGAAUGGGAUCCUGCAGUUCGCAUGACCCCGGGCCAGGCUUUACGGCAUCCCUGGCUCAGAAGGCGGUUGCCAAAGCCUCCAACCGGGGAGAAGACGUCAGUGAAAAGGAUAACUGAGAGCACUGGUGCUAUCACGUCGAUUUCCAAGUUACCUCCACCUUCCAGCUCAGCUUCCAAACUGAGGACUAAUUUGGCACAAAUGACAGAUGCCAAUGGGAAUAUUCAGCAGAGGACAGUGUUGCCAAAACUCGUUAGCUGAGCUCCAGUCCCCUGAUGCUGGUAAUCUGAAAGAUUCGACAUAGCUGAGCCUUAUUGGGUUGAAAGGAGUAGCUCAGACCUGUUUUUAUUUGCUCAAUAACUUGACUCAUUUGUAUCUUUUCAGCACUUAAUUUUGAUGUAAGACAGUUGUUUGUUUCGUUUUUAUAAAAUACAUGGGGACAAUGCUUUAAGUUUUUAUACUUUCUGAAACUGUUUUUGUGUUCUAAAAGUACGAUGAGCCUUACUGUAUUUAGUGUGGCAGAGUAAUAACAUCAGUGGCAGGCCAUUGAUUACUUCACGACUGUCACGCAUUUACAGAUUGGUCAAAGACAUUCACUAUGUUUUCAUGGUUCCUAUUCCCUGGGAAGGUGCCCCUUAAGGCCAUCCUUCUCUCUCCACACUCCAGGUUCGUGCACAGGGGUAGCAUGUCUUGCUGCCGUUUUCCAUAAAUUAAUGUGCGUGGUAGUGGCAGGAGGAGGAUGGUCAGAAUGAAAUGACAUUCUAAGAAAAACUGCACCUUAGAGAAUUUUUUUGCCUGAAGUGCUCAACAAAUACAAGAUCCCCAAGGUGUAAAUUGCCCAGUUAGCAUUCUGACAUUCUACAAGCUAGCAAAGCAGCAUUUAGUGGGUACAUGGAAACUGAAAUGUGUGUUCCUCCAAAUUUUCUAAUAUGAUCAGCAAGCUAUUUUGUCAAGAAGCCUCCUAUUACAGAAUUGGUUUUGUACCUAAUUUUAGAAAUGUAUUCCAUGGUUGUUCCUUCUCUUUGCUCUUCUCUCUGUUCCUCUUUUACCACACAUCUGUUGCCUGCAUUUAGUUUGUCUUUCUUUGGCUGUAUCUCCCAGACUGUUAAUACAGAAAGAGACAUUUCAGCUGUGAUUGUGACCAUCGUUUCAUAUUCCAAGUUAAAAAAGAACAGCAGCCUAGCUACUUAAGGUGGGGAUUUCCAUAGUUCCAAAGAAGACUGAGCAGAUCAGAAUAAGUUCACACUUUUCAGGUGCCACUGCUGUAAGGUUCCCUUAGCCUGGGAAAGUAUCAACUGUUUCUUUAAAAAGAAAGAAGGUUGAAAAUCCUCUUGUUGAACAGAAGUCACCGUGGCCAUUCACUGAGGCCAGUUUUAACAACACAUUCAAAGGAGGAGAAGUUCAACCUCAAGUUAAAUGGUUUGACUUUAUUUUUUGCAUCAUUAGAAUCACAGAAAGCGCAUUCCUCUAUUUUGUUUUAUUUUCUUUUGGAUUGCACUGAUUGUUUUUUGUGGAAAUGACACUUUACCUGGAAAAGUGAGAGUUAGUUAGGUAAAAGAAUAUUUUCUUCUCUGAAUAAUAAUUAUUUUCACAGUGAAAAUUUCAGUAUUUUAUCACUAAUGUGUGAGCAGUGAUAUAUAUAUAAAUACAUAUAUAUCAAAAUUUCAAGGCACGUGGAAAAAUUUUUUAGUAUGUGCAAUUUAAUAUAGAAAGAUUUCUGCCUGUUUGGAUAAUAGGUUUGGGAUAGUAUAAAUUAGGAUAAAUAUUCUUUUAUAUGCACAGAUAUUAUUGUAUUGCCUGUAGAUUGAUUUACAAGUACUUAAAGCAUGGUCCCCAGUGAGGCCAAGAAAGUUUCCGGUUAAGUCUUUUAAUAUUAAUCCUACAAUUUCUCUUACUUUAAAAAAAAAUGUCAGUUUGAACAAAACACUUUAUUUCUCUUGAGGCUUUGCUAGUUGAUGGUGGAAAAAUAUGCUCAGGAAAUAUUUCAGAUAUUUGCCAAAAAAACAGUAAUAAGAUUAGCUUAUUAAUAACAUAGUGAUAUGCUAUUUGCUUUACUGUUUAAGGGUGUCACUAAUAAAUUAAUUUGUGCUUCUGUAUUUAGAGAAUAUAGCUUAUUUCCGCUAGUCAAAUUCUUUAGCAUAUUGUACACAUUUCUGUGUAAUUUGAAAGUGCAAUAAUGUGUUAAUAAAUUACAUUUUAAAUGAUGCUCACAUAAUGAUACCCCAAUCAGUGGCCUAUAGGACUUAAAGAUUGGUGUAUUAAGAUUUUGGCUUAAAGACAUAAGAAUUGUGAGGUUUGGUUUGGUGGCUUUGUAAAACCACGAACCACCUAAUGAUUUAUCUUCUUUAGGUCAUUAAAAUAAAUAAAAACAUAUAAAGGCUAUUUUCCCCCUUACAAUGCUCCUCUUCCAUCUCCACUCAUUUUCACACUUAGGUUUAAAUAUAUGAACCUAAGCCUGCCACUAUUAAUUUCCCUAUAAAAUGCUUAUCCAUGUGAAAAUUUAUCAAUGACUAUUACUGCUUAUCUUUUUCCCCACGACACAAAACUGGUUCUUACAUGCCAGCAAUGCAUUUGUGACUAUAUUCAAUCACAAAUGCAACCGGAAACUUUUAAGCCAAACUACAAUGUGCAGUGCUAUGGGGCUUUUGUUUUGUUUUGGUCCAAAUGCAGUGAAAUUUCCUUUAUUCACAAGAACUGCCAUGUUUCAGCAUUUAGUGAUAGAGCUGCUUUGAAAAAAUUCUACUUUGAUGUUAACGU